Vespa mandarinia (Asian giant hornet) is the source of this 697-nucleotide messenger RNA. RefSeq lists its product as uncharacterized. Lineage: Eukaryota; Metazoa; Arthropoda; Insecta; Hymenoptera; Vespidae. The record is from RefSeq and is a predicted model, not a curated record.
UCUUUAUUGAGUGUUAGAUCGCAACCAGAGAUCCUCAUAGAUCUAUAUACGAAGAUCAUAAAUACUUUCUUAUUUCGAUUUUCUUACGAUAAAUUUCAUCAAAAAUUUUAUUCGUUAAAGAAAAUUUGUUUAAACUUUCUCUACUAAAUAUAUAUUUAAUCACGUUUAUAUUUGGCAAGUAAAAGGUUUCAAAUAUUUUUUCUCGUCGCCUAAAUCAACAGAAAUGGCACCGAAAAGAGAAAUAAAAAAAGUACGUAAAGGAAUAACUAAAAAUAAAAAUGAACUGCGCUGUUUGAAAGGUGAUAAUUGUUUCAUCGAUACUUCAGAUAGUUCCGAUAGCGAUAGUUCUGAUUGCGAUUGUUCCGAUUGUGAUUGUUCCGAUUAUUCCGAUUGUUCGGAUUGUUCCGAUUGUUCCGAAUGUUCCGAUUGUAAUAACCAAUGUGAGUUGAUAUCACGUAAAAGUAAUAAAGGAAGGUCAAAGGGAAAGAUUUCGAAAAAGUCAAAAAAGACAAAAAGUAGAAAAACGAAAGCGUCCAAGAAAAAAUCUACACGAUCUACAAAACAAUCCUCGACCUCUUGCAGCUGUUCUUCAUGCGAUUGUUGUUCCAGUAGCGAUGGAGAGUGUUACGAGUACUCGUCAUUAAAAAAUAAAACACGUCGAUAAAAAAAGGCAUAAUUUAUGAUGAAAAGAAAAAAA